Molecule: messenger RNA, 1963 nt
Organism: Cuscuta campestris
Lineage: Eukaryota; Viridiplantae; Streptophyta; Magnoliopsida; Solanales; Convolvulaceae
Source: the annotation of a GenBank genome assembly
AAAACAAUGGAAGAAACCAAGCUGAGAUCAUUAUCUUCUUCUUCUUCUUUCUCUUCGCUGCCAGAAAAUGUCAUCGGGACUAAUAAUAACUGUCAUCAAGGCCGAAAGAGCUUAAGAAUCCACAUUCCCAUGACUAAUCCGAGCCGCGCCUUUUCUGCAAUCACAUAUCUGAUGCAAGAAGAUGAUCAUCAUCAUCAUCGGGGUAACAAGAAAGGGUUUCACAUUAAUAAGGCCAAGCUUCGUCAGGCCGAGAAGAUGAUACGCGGCGCAUUCAUUGAGCUCUACAAAGGACUGGGAUAUCUCAAGACUUAUAGGAACCUGAACAUGCUUGCUUUUGUAAAGAUUUUGAAGAAAUUUGACAAAGUUACUAACAAACAAGUCCUCCCCAUUUAUAUUAGAGUGGUUGAAAGCACCUACUUCAACAGCUCAGACAAGAUUCUAAGGUUGGCUGAUGAGGUUGAGGAGAUCUUCAUUAAACAGUUUGCUGACAAUGAUAGAAGAAAGGCCAUGAAAUACCUUAAGCCUACUCUCAAAAAAGACUCUCAUGCUGUUACCUUCUUUAUUGGCUUGUUCACCGGAUGUUUCAUAGCACUAUUAGUCGGAUAUCUAAUCAUGGCUCAUAUUACUGGGAUGUACAGACAACCUGAAUCAAACACACUCUACAUGGAAACAGUGUAUCCUGUUCUAAGCAUGUUCAGCCUGCUGUUCUUGCACUUGUUCAUGUAUGGGUGCAACAUUGUAAUGUGGAGAAAGAGCAGGAUAAACUACUCCUUCAUACUUGAGUUAUCCCCUAAACAAGAACUCAAGUAUAGAGAUGUGUUCUUGAUCUGCACAACUUCAAUGACCGUGGUGGUUGGUGUCCUUUUUCUUCACCUUUCCCUUGUGUCCAAAGGUUAUUCAUUUACACUAGUUCACUCCAUCCCCGGCCUUCUUCUACUGGGGUUUCUAUUGCUGCUCUUAUGUCCUUUCAACAUCAUCUACAAACCAAGCCGGUACCGAUUCCUGCGUGUGAUGAGGAACAUCAUUUUGUCACCUUUGUAUAAGGUUUUCAUGCUGGAUUUCUUCAUGGCUGAUCAGCUUUGCAGCCAGAUUCCAAUGCUGAGAGAGCUUGAGUAUGUGGCAUGCUACUAUGUAACAGGAAGCUACAAAAAUCAAGAUUAUGGAUAUUGCAUGAAAACCAAGUAUUAUAGAGACUUGGCUUAUGCAGUUUCAUUUCUUCCUUACUAUUGGCGGGCCAUGCAGUGUGCCAGACGGUGGCUGGACGAAGGGGACAGAAGCCACAUUGUAAACCUUGGGAAGUACCUGUCAGCAAUGUUGGCGGCAGGGGCAAAAGUGGCAUAUGAAAAGGAGACAGGCCUGGGGUGGCUUUGCCUUGUUGUUGCCAUUUCAAGUGGUGCAACAGUUUACCAACUGUAUUGGGACUUUGUGAAGGAUUGGGGUUUGUUCCAACCCCAUUCUCGCAACCCUUGGUUAAGGAAUGAACUUAUGCUCCACCAAAAGUUCAUUUACUACUUCUCCAUGGGGUUAAAUAUAAUUCUUAGGUUGGCAUGGAUGCAAACAGUGUUACAUUACAAUUUUGGGAGAGUAGAUUACAGGGUAACUGGCCUAUUUUUAGCUGCCUUGGAAGUCAUCAGGAGAGGCCAAUGGAAUUUCUAUAGGUUGGAAAAUGAGCAUCUCAACAAUGCUGGCAAAUUCAGAGCGGUUAAAACGGUUCCACUCCCUUUCCAUGAAAUCGACCAAGGAGAAUGAUUAUAUUAUUUUCCUUGUUCGGUACAACGCCAAAUUUCACAAUGGAUCUGUGUUUAGAGCAAUGUUAGGACUUUGGGGAAUUUUGUUUUUUUCUAAUCUUCCCUUUUUUUGUUUUGGGGGUGGGGUGGAAGAACUUGUAGGCUACAAAUGUUAACAACUCUUCCUAAUUUUGUUUGUUUGAGAUUAUAGUGAAUAAUAAUGUAAUGGUGCUGCU